Molecule: messenger RNA, 1617 nt
Organism: Venustampulla echinocandica
Lineage: Eukaryota; Fungi; Ascomycota; Leotiomycetes; Helotiales; Pleuroascaceae
Product: Cystathionine beta-synthase
Exons: 2
Coding region: 1-1617 (538 amino acids)
Cellular component (GO): cytoplasm
Molecular function (GO): cysteine synthase activity; cystathionine beta-synthase activity
Source: RefSeq, a predicted model, not a curated record
AUGUCUUCUAAAACCCAACCAGCAGUGCCACCGGUGCUGGCCCAUUCAGCUGCGGAGCUGAUUGGCAACACGCCAUUAGUCCGUCUGAACAGAAUCCCGCAGAGUCUGGGAAUCGAGGCCGAAGUCUAUGCUAAGGUAGAGCUAUUCAAUGCGGGUGGGAGCGUGAAGGACCGUAUUGCUUUACGCAUGGUUGAGGAGGCGGAGAAGGAAGGAAGGAUAAAACCAGGAGAUACGCUCAUUGAGCCAACGAGCGGCAACACUGGUAUUGGUCUAGCCCUCGUAGGCGCCAUCAAGGGCUACAAGACAAUCAUUACGCUUCCGGAGAAGAUGUCCCCAGAGAAGGUUGCAGUACUCCGGGCACUUGGUGCAACUAUCAUCCGUACCCCCACUCAAGCCGCAUUCGACUCCCCUGAAUCGCAUAUCGGCGUUGCCAAACGUCUGCAGAAAGAGAUACCCAACUCCCAUAUCUUGGAUCAGUACGCAAACCCAAACAACCCUCUCGCCCAUGAGUAUGGAACAGCGGAAGAAAUAUGGCAACAGACAAAUGGAAAAAUCAAAGCCAUUGUCGCUGGAGCUGGUACGGGAGGAACUAUUACUGGUCUCUCCCGAGGAUUGAAGAAGCACAAUCCGGAUAUCAAGGUUGUGGCGGCUGACCCCCAAGGAUCCAUUCUUGCGGUACCGGACAGUUUGAAUAAAGAGCACGCCGAUGAACCAUAUAAGGUAGAAGGUAUCGGCUAUGAUUUUAUACCAGAAGUUUUAGACCAGAAGUCCGUCGAUAUCUGGUACAAGACAGAUGACCGGGAAUCGUUCGCAUAUGCCAGACGUCUCAUAGCAGAGGAAGGUCUCCUUGUUGGUGGGAGCAGUGGGAGCGCAAUUGCCGCUAUGGUACGGGCGGUGAAGGACCUGGAUCUUAAGAAGGGAGACAUAAUAGUUGUCAUUCUGCCAGACAGCAUCCGAAGCUACCUGAGCAAGUUCGCCGACGACGACUGGCUAGCAGCCAACGACCUCCUCCCAGAAACUCCACCAAACACCACUCCUUCAUCCCCAAUCCUCGAACCCUCAUCAAAGAAGAAAGAUCCAUACGCAGGCGCCACACUACGCUCUCUCCGUCUGAAGCCCGUGACGACUGUCCUUGCCGAUUCGCCCUGUUCCGAGGCGGUCGAGACUAUGCGCGAAAAAGGCUUCGAUCAACUUCCCGUCCUUGCUCCCAGUGGAGGCAAACUCGUUGGGCUUGUCACUCUAGGUAACCUCCUCAGUUACAUCAGCCGAGGCCGUGCUACUGGCGCAAGCCUUGUCUCGGACGUCAUGUUCGAUUUCCGGGCCAUUCCCGAAGUUGUCACCGAUCCAAAAGACAUCAGCACGCUAACUGCAGCGCCCAAAACGAACAGUCUUGAGGAUGGCCGUGAUGUGAAGCAAGAACAGAAGGGCGCGAAGAGAGCAUUCGUGGAGAUUACAAUGGAUACGCCAUUGAGCGCUUUGGGUAAAUUCUUCGAGUGGAACAGCGCUGCUGUUGUUACGGAGAAAGUAGGCGGUGAGAGCAAUGGUCUGUCUAAACCAGUUGCGGUUGUGACAAAGGUUGAUUUGUUGAGCUGGAUGGUUAAGCAGACCAAAGUAUGA